Molecule: messenger RNA, 729 nt
Organism: Lottia gigantea (owl limpet)
Lineage: Eukaryota; Metazoa; Mollusca; Gastropoda; Lottiidae
Exons: 3
Coding region: 1-729 (242 amino acids)
Source: RefSeq, a predicted model, not a curated record
AUGACAAAUUUUGUAUUGUGUAAAUCUUGUCAAUUGGGUGUUUAUAAAAUGUGCAGUUUACCUACGUCUACAGCUCUAGAAUGUGACUGUAACACAAAAGAAUGUGAAGCUCUCGGGAUGUCCUCCUGUUUUGCUGAUAAAUUUUGCUUUGCGGAGAAUUUUAACAACAAAAUAACCAGGGGAUGUUUAGAUGGUAGAACACCCCUACUGUGUGAAAACUGGAGACCAAAGAAGUUGAAUACACCAUGGCCAGUUGUAUAUUGCUGUGACGAUGAACAUCAUUGUAAUAAAGAUGUCAAACCAACCGAUCCUACAGUUUAUGUUCAGGGAACAACAGUUCAAUUACCAACACUUCAAUCUGUAGAAGGCGGUCAUGGCGAUGAUCAACAUGUCGGUGAUGUGCAAAAUUCAGACUGUGAAAAAAGUGAAACGAACAGCAGCGUUUUACGAAACAAUGGGGUAAACAAAAUGUUAAACCCGAUCUAUAUCGCCGUGCCCGUGGCAGGGGUAUGUGUUCUGCUAGCAUUAAUAAUAUUCGCUAUGUAUUUAUUAAGACGAAGGAACGAUUAUUAUCACCAUUAUCAUUACCCUGAUCAUCCACAACAUUUAGCUCAAGUCCCAUGUGACCCUAAAAAACCCGGUGGGGCAACGUGUAGUUCAGUGAACCGAUGUACUGAUAGUGAACGCUCAAGUUCUGGGAGUGAAACGAAAUUGUUCCUGCAAGUGUGA